Akanthomyces muscarius is the source of this 2232-nucleotide messenger RNA. RefSeq lists its product as uncharacterized. The coding region runs from base 1 to 2232 and encodes 743 amino acids. NCBI's taxonomy places the organism in Eukaryota, Fungi, Ascomycota, Sordariomycetes, Hypocreales, Cordycipitaceae. The record is from RefSeq and is a predicted model, not a curated record. The transcript has a single exon.
AUGGAUCGACUCAAAGCAUGUGAGAAAUGCCUAACACUGAGCGGCUAUCUUCUCCUCUGGGAAGUGGCCGUAGCGCAAGGGACGACCGGCCAGUACCCGGGACAGUACAACUUCUUCCUCGGUACCGCGGCUGAUCUCGAGGCUCGCUCGUCCGACGGCUGCAAAAGCUGUCGGUCAAUUCUGGCAUGCUCAAGUCACCGAAACCUCCAAGAGAAACUCGGGAUGGCCUACGGUGUGAGCGCUCACUUCCGCCUCAAACAGCCUCUACUUGACAUUGCCUGGGGAAAUAUUGAUGGGAACAAUGACGAUCCUGCACAGCGGCGUGACCAAUUUAUCAACUUGAGAUUGGAUCAGCUACUAUCCACGAACCCCAUCCUGGCCAAGUCCGCCGCAGGUCGGGGUCGACCGUAUGACUUGGAUGGCUACAACGUUAGCUUGAUCCGGCGCUGGAUUGAGCGGUGCGACAAGCACCACGAAUCGACCUGUUCGGCCAAGUACAAGGACUUGCUCCUGCCCAAGGCGAAACUCAGUCUGAUUGAUGUCGAGGACCUGUGCAUCGUCACGCCGGACGAGCCCGUUCGUUACGCUGCGCUGAGCUAUGUCUGGGGGGCUGCCGAAGUGCCGAUGGCAAAAAAGGCAAACAUAACCUUCCUUCGACUUCCUGGCGCGUUCCUGAAAGGCGGUUAUAUGGAGCUGCCAGCUACUAUACACGACGUGGUGCGUCUUUGCGCUAGCAUUGGAAUUCGAUACCUUUGGGUCGACAGUAUGUGCAUCGUUCAGGAUGAUGUGGAGUCUAAGAUGGAGCAGAUCAACGCGAUGAGCUCAAUAUAUGCCAACGCCUAUCUGACACUUGUUGCACUAAUGUCGGAAGGCGCCAAUUCCGGCAUCCCGCGAGUCUCUCAAUGCAGGUCGAGUUCUGACCCGUCGCCUUUCGUCCACCUGCCGUGCCAGACGUUGAUAAGAGCGUCGCAGGGUGUCAGCCUUACGCCCCUGAUUCAUUCGCGUACCAUGUGGACGAAACGAGCCUGGACUCUGCAGGAGACCGCUUUGUCUAAGCGGCUUCUUGGCCUGAGCUUCGUUGCCUCCUGGGCGUGUCCGGGCGCCCAGUGGUCGGAGGACUUGGAAGUUCUGUCCGAGAUCGACAGCCAGCACGCAUUAACCGAGAAGAGAGAUAAAUUAUACAUUCCCGAGUGGCCAGACAUGUCUCAGUACUCCAGUCUUGCUUCAGAGUAUGCCGGCCGCCGGUUAACCAUGUCCGAUGAUACACUCAAUGCCUUUGAGGGAAUCGUGGCACCUAUGAGACAGUAUCUUCCAGGGGGGUUCUUAUUUGGGAUCCCUGAGUUCAUUUUCGACAUCGGCCUACUGUGGCAACACAGGCGAAGAGGAGCAAAACCGCGUUCCGGCUUGGACUGGACCGGGACAAAGCACGAGUUUCCAAGCUGGUCGUGGAUAUCGCAUCACGCGCUGCAUCUGCAGAACUUCUGGGAAGCCGACUUUAUGCACCCACAACCAGACUUGGUAGUCUCCCCGCUUGUAAAGUGGAAGAAGAAGAACAAGGCCACAGGGGACUGGGAAGACGUGGACAAUUCAUACCACGUAGUUCGCACGCAAUUUGAAAACGCAGAUGCAGUGACGCCUAACGACUGGACCAAGCAUGCCAACGAGCAAGAUCCGCCAUACUAUCAGUCUUCACUAUUCAGUCGCGUUCAGCCCUCGCCCAAGUUCUGCUACCCAAUCCCGAGCCAGCAGCGCCCUCCCAACAUCGCGGCCUCUUACUGGCCUCAUCUGCUGUUCGAAGGCAGCUUAGUGCACGUGCGUUUUCAGUUCCGGGGAACGGCGGAGGAGCGCGAGAAUUCAAACAAGACGCUGCUAGACGAAGGGUUAGUGCCUGAGAUGGAAAUUGUGAACGUAAAAGACGGGAAUCGGAUUGGACGGAUUCGCUUGAACAUGCAGCCGGGAAGUAGGCUGCCCGAAUACGAAGAGUUACAGGAAGUCAUUGCCAUUUCAAAGGCCAAAAUCACGGUCAAGGCCGCACAGGACCACUCGUGGACGACGGAAGCGAAAGACUGGGACGAGAUCAAAUAUGGAGGCAAGAUUUGGUAUCAAUUUGUGAGUGUAUUUUGGAUUGGAAGAACGAAGGACGACAAAGUCUAUCGCAAGGCGCUGGGUAGAAUAUGGCUUGAGGCCUGGGAGAAAAUGACGGUUGAGCAAGUAAGCCUAUUGUUGACGUAG